This is a messenger RNA of Nicotiana tabacum (common tobacco), 1023 nucleotides long. The record is from RefSeq and is a predicted model, not a curated record. Lineage: Eukaryota; Viridiplantae; Streptophyta; Magnoliopsida; Solanales; Solanaceae.
AUGACUUCUCUAGACAUCCAAAAAGAAAUUGUGACUGCAUGUAAGAUAGAAACAAUUAAGGCUAUAAUAGAGGAUCUAAAUGGUGACUACUUUUAUUUAUUAGUUGAUAAAUCUUUUGAUGUCUCACGAAAAGAGCAAAUGGAUAUUGUUUUAAGAUAUGUUGAUAGAAAAGGAUUUGUGAUGGAAGCAUUUAUUGGACUUGUUCAUGUUCCUGAUACUAGUGCUUUAUCCCUAAAGAAAGCAAUUGUUAACGUACUUGCUCAUCAUUCAUUAAGUUUAUCUUCUAAAAAGGAGCAUGAUAUUCUGAUACCCAAUUUUGAUGAGCCAUGUGCUAACUCUGAAAGAUUACGACGUAAACUUGUUGAUCAUACUACUUUACAUCAUUAUCGCGUGGAUGUGUUUUAUAAGAUUAUUGAUUGGCAACUUCAAGAACUUAACGGUCAUUUCAAUGAGGUGACAAGUGAUUUAUUUCAUGGAGUAGCUUGCAUGAAUCCAGUUGAUUCAUUUUCUAGUUUUGACAUCACGAAGAUAGUAAGAAUGGCUAAAUUAUAUCCUGAUGACUUUGAUGAAUUUAAUUUGCGUGUCCUUGAGAAUCAACUUACUAAUUAUAUUGUUGAUGUACGUGAUAUUAAUCAAAGGUUCUCCAAUUUAGGUGGACUUGAUGAACUUUCAAAAAAACUAGUUGAGACAAAGAAGUAUAUUACUUAUCCUCUUGUAUUAUGCUUAGUGAAACUUGCUUUGCUUCUCCUAGUUGUCACUGCAACCGUUGAAAGAGUUUUUUCUGCAAUGAAGUUUAUCAAGAAUGACUUGCGGAAUCGAAUAAAUGAUGAAUUGUUGGACGGUUGCAUAGUGCCUUAUGUAGUACAAGGACUUCAGAUACCAGAGGCACUACCAGCCCAGCCAGCUGCAGCUGCUCAGGCCCCGGUAGUUUCUGUUAUGGCAGAAGAUAAACAAAGGAGACUUGAGAGAUUUGAGAGGCUUCAACCUCCACCAUUCAGCGGUACUGAGUCAGAGGAUGCUUAG